CUGCGAAAGAGACCGGUUAUGUGGAGCUAGUGCGCUAACUGCUUACGUGGGAUUUUUUUCUGGAUUGAUUGAAAAUGGCUGAGAGAAAAACGAAUUCCAGUUCCAAUACAAAUUUACUUUUUUCUACAACACCGCAAUUCAACUUCAAUCUCCCUUUCAUUCCUGUAAGCCAAGCCAGCAGUCCAGCGGUACUGUCAGGAGAUGAUUCAGCAGAUGUUGGAGAAGAGGACAGUUUUCUGGGCCAGGUGUCUGGAAGCAUCCCACAGCCUUCCACAUUUAGCUAUUUCUCCAGUCCAGCAAACAGCAGUGACCCGUUCGCUUCAAUCGGGGGGGCGCUUUGCCCCUCUCCCACGCCUCCAUCAGGGCCCUCACUAUCAGAACCGGCCUACGCCCCCCCCAGGCCGGUUCUGCCCCCCGUUGUCUCUGUGCUCAGUCCCCCCCCGGUUUCCCAGAUCGAAAACGCAGCCAAUCAGAGCCCAGCAGUGGGAUGCACCCCUCCCCCAAACACUGCUGCCCCUCACGUCCACCAGCAAGGUUACAACCCAUACCGCCACACACCCCUGAGCAGCCGGGUGAACCCUUAUCUUACCCCACCCGAGCUGCAGCAGAGCCAUGUCCAGCAGCAGGCUCCUUUUCCCCAGAGCCUGCCCCAUGCCCCGCCCCAGGCUGCAGAUUCACCCCCACAGACCUACCACACCACGGCCUCCACCUUCACACAGGGACAGGCCCUGCCCACUUCAUCCAGCACUGCAGGCCCCCUCGUCCCAGCCACGACCAUGAUGCCAUAUGCAUAUAAUGUGUAUGAGCCAGUCCAGCCCCACUGGUUCUACUGCAAACAAGUGGAGUCUAAGAUAAUCUGGCUGCCCUUCAGCAUCCUGGACUCAGUGCAGCUGGAGGAGACAUUUAACUCUAUUCAGCCAGACCCCGAGAGUGUUGUGGUGUGCACAACUGGGGGGCGCUAUGAUGUGCAGCUGUACGACCGCCUGAGGACGGCGGUGGUAUGGGAGGAGGAGCCCUCGGAGGUGCGCCGCUGCACAUGGUUCUACAAGGGGACAACGGACAGCCGCUUCAUCCCCUACUCUGAGGAGUUCAGCGACAAGCUGGAGGGAGAAUAUAAAAAAGCUGUAUUUACCAACCAAUGGCACCGAAGGCUAGAAUUUCCUACUGGGGAAACGAUUGUAAUGCACAACCCAAAGGUGAUCGUUCAGUUCCAGCCCUCUGCUGUGCCGGAUGAGUGGGGCACCACCCAGGACGGGCAGACCAGGCCCAGGGUGGUCAAGAGGGGCAUUGACGAUGACCAUGAUGAAGUUCCUGACGGUGAGCUCCCUCAGGUGGACCACCUGGUGUUCAUGGUGCAUGGUAUUGGACCAGUGUGUGACCUUAGAUUCAGAAGUAUGGUGGAGUGUGUGGAUGAUUUCCGCAGCGUGUCUCUGAAGCUGCUGCACAGCCACUUCCAGAAGGUUCAGGAGGAGAGGGUGAUCAGCCGUGUGGAGUUCCUCCCAGUCCAGUGGCACAUGGCACUGCACGGGGACGCCACAGGAGUGGACAGAAGGAUAAAGAAGAUCACCCUGCCCAGCACAGGGCGCCUGCGCCACUUCACCAACGAGACACUCCUGGAUGUGCUUUUCUACAACAGCCCCACCUAUUGCCAGACCAUCGUGGACAAGGUUGCCCUGGAGAUCAACCGUCUGUACGCCCUGUUCAUGGAGAGGAACCCCGACUUCAAAGGGGGCAUCUCAGUGGCUGGCCACAGCCUGGGUUCUCUUAUUCUGUUUGAUUUACUGUCUAAUCAAAAGAGUGGCUCCCCAGCACAAGCCCCUGCAGCUUCUAAUGGCAAAGACCAGCAGGAAAUCAAACAGGUUCCUAGCUCAGUCUCACAGGCUAACGGAACAGUUAGCCAGCCCACAGUGCCAGAGGAGGAAGAGGAGGAGUUCGCCCACUUGGCUGCUGUGCUAGAGCAUCUCAGCCUCUCUGAAUACCUGAGCACCUUUGAGAAAGAGAAGAUCGACAUGGAGUCCCUUCUGAUGUGUACAGAUGACGAUUUGAAGGAGAUGGGGAUCCCACUUGGGCCACGGAAGAAGAUCACCAAAUUUGUAAAAGAAAUGGCAAACAACAAGCAGGCAGCAACAGAGAGGUCUACUUCGAAGCAGGCAGUCUCUGCCAUAGCCACACCCACCCAGCUACCUGACUCCCACUCAGUUCCCGCUACUCCCCGGAGUCUCCCAGUAGGGGGUACUGUUUCCUCCAUGCACGUCGACUACAACUACUUUGAAGUUGGCACAGGACAGGUGUCAGUGAUAUACCACGCCCUGGACUUUGAGCCAGUGAAUUUCUUUGCCCUGGGCUCUCCGAUCGGCAUGUUCCUGACUGUCCGAGGACUGGAGAGAAUCGAGGAGAGCUACCAGCUGCCCACCUGCAGGGGCUUCUUCAAUAUCUACCACCCACUGGACCCAGUGGCCUACAGGAUUGAGCCCCUGAUCAUCCCUGACCUGGACCUGAAGCCUGUACUCAUUCCUCACCACAAGGGCAGGAAGAGGCUGCACCUUGAGCUUAAGGAGAGUCUGACGCGAAUGGGCUCAGACCUUAAGCAGGGCUUUAUCAGCUCCCUGAAGACAGCCUGGCAGACGCUGAAUGACUUCGCCCGCGCACACACAUCUUCAGCCCAGCUGCAGGCGGAGUUGGAGAAGGUGGCCAAUCAGAUCAAGGAGGAAGAAGAGAAGCAGAAUGAUGAAGCUAAUAAGCUGGUGGAGAGCCCGGACUCAGCGAAGGAGGAGGAUACUCAGGUGAAGAUAGGGAUGCUGAACGGGGGGAACCGCAUCGACUACGUCCUGCAGGAGAAACCCAUCGAGAGUUUCAAUGAGUACCUGUUCGCACUGCAAAGCCACCUGUGCUACUGGGAAUCUGAAGACACAGCCCUUUUAAUUCUGAAAGAGAUCUACAAGAACAUGGGAAUCCAGCCAGAGCAGGCGGCACACUGAUGCAGCAUGGCUGGGAGUCGGAGCAUUUUUCUUCACACAGAGGCAUAGGACUUCUAUAGCUUCAUUAACCCUCACAACACUGUGGAGUCAGGUUGAUUCAUUUGAUAACACAUUUUCUUCUUUUUGUAUUUUUGUUAAAUUUAUGUAAUAAGAUGAAUAUACCUGUAAUUUUUCCACAUCUUAAAUUAAGAAAGCAAAUAAAGAUAGUGUGUUCGAGACUCUAAAUUUGAUAUAGAAUUUUGAUCAUGUAAAAUAAACCAUAAUAUUGUAGUUUUGGGAUGUUGCUUUGUACUUGACCCAUCAGUUUGUAUUGAAAUCAUGGAUUUGAAAUGGCAGCCUUCAUUGUAGACCAAUCAUUGCACUGGACUUGUUACCUUCUUGGAUAUCAUUGGCUUGGUUGCUAGCAGAGUCGCGCAAUAAAGACGUAUUUCAUAUGCGCUGUAUCGGUGAAUUUUAUCCAUUUAGGGUUGAAAGUUCUGCACAUUUCCACCAUAUGAGGGAAGUGAUCAAUUAAGAGGUUUAAGUGCACAAUGCAACACGGGCCCUCAAGGGCUCCAAAAUCAAGGGCAUGACAUCUCGAAUAUGCAGUUAUA
This is a messenger RNA of Megalops cyprinoides (Indo-Pacific tarpon), 3571 nucleotides long. Its product is annotated as SEC23 interacting protein. The record is from RefSeq and is a predicted model, not a curated record. Gene Ontology annotation, cellular component: COPII-coated ER to Golgi transport vesicle. Gene Ontology annotation, molecular function: protein binding; metal ion binding. Lineage: Eukaryota; Metazoa; Chordata; Actinopteri; Elopiformes; Megalopidae.